GAGAAGAAAAAAAAAAGAGUGUAAUACACAUACAAUACAACAUAACCUAAAAUCUAAUAAGCAUUAUUUAAAUAAAUUAAAGUUACAUAAACUAUUAUAGCGUAAGGUUAGGAGAAUCAAAGACUUGGCUAUGCUUUCUUCGAAAUUGCAUGGAGUUUUAAGGAACUUAACAUCAACAGUUAAAAUACAGAACAACCGUCCUACUGAGCAAUGCUAUUUCGAACAUGUAUUUUCGUUUCCUUUAGUGAAAUACAUUGCUCUAGUAAACAGACUGAAGAUAUACCACCUAUAUGGUACGGGAAUUGUAGUCCCUAGUUCUGGGAUACUGGAACUAUUAAAUAUUGUAUCUGACAAUACUUUUUUAAUUUCUUCUUAUAUAGGUGUAACAGGGGCAGUGGUACUUGCUUUAGGUACACUUCCAUUUAGAAAUAUAAUUGGUCAUCUGUAUAUUAGUGAGGACAAUGAAAAAAUUAAGAUAUCCGCAGUAGGAUAUUCAGGAAAGAGAAUAGAUCGAAUAGUCAGUGUGAAUGAUUGGAUACCAUUGUUAGAAAUGAAACCUAAAAAGACAGAUUUGUUAUUUCUUUCUCCUCAGCUGAGGGAUGGUACAAAAUAUAAAUUAUUUGUUAAGUUUGGUCAUGUUAAAAAUCCAAUAAAAAUGGGACAAGUUUUGGAAUAAAUAACAUAUUAGACAUUAGUAGAUAUUUAUGAGAGUAGGAAAAAUAGAGAAGUUUAGUAAGUAAAUAAAACUAAAAUAUUUUUACCGCAUUCUAUUUCUUAAUUAUUAUUAAACAGUAUCAUAGUGAGCCAAAUUAGUUGAUAAUUGCAAUGUCCUCGAUCACAAGAAGAUGUCUAUUUAGUGAACAAUCUUAAAUGUUGUCUGCCUUACAAAAGUGAAUGCUAUAUAUUUCAUUACUUAUGUAUAGUUAUUAUCUGUCUGUAUAUACAAUUUAUUACAAAAUUAUAUCUAUACAUACAAU
This is a messenger RNA of Maniola jurtina (meadow brown), 977 nucleotides long. RefSeq lists its product as uncharacterized. Bases 131 to 676 code for a protein of 181 amino acids. Gene Ontology annotation, cellular component: mitochondrion. The transcript has 2 exons. The record is from RefSeq and is a predicted model, not a curated record. Lineage: Eukaryota; Metazoa; Arthropoda; Insecta; Lepidoptera; Nymphalidae.